AAAGGUGCCUACCACCCAGCACUUGAACACAUCCCACAGUCUGACACUUUUGAGAUCUGUGCCUUCGUCUUUGCGCCUUCUGUCGAGCGUGUCUGCAUCUCUCUGCGCUAUGUAUCACUCUUCCAAGAUGACUUCGGCUAGCGGUCACCAUUAUCAUCACCAACAGUCGAGUCCAAACGAUCGCUGUAGAGAGAUUAUGUCAAUAGACAAUCUUCUGACACCACAAAGAAACCAGCUUUCAGUGCAAACACACAACCUACAACCUGCUUCUUCUCAGAUGAUGAGCCCGUCGGCAGCCGACAGCGCAUUCGAAAGAACACCCCGGGAAAAGCGCGAGCCAUACUCGGACCAAGCGCAAUUCUACAUUAUGUAUGUUCGAGUCGGCAAAGAAAAGGACUGGAACCAAAUUGAACGCUCCUUCGAAGACGUGUUUGGCCAGCAUCGCGCGAAAGACGGGUUGACAGCUGUUUACUACCGGAUCAGAAGCAAAUGGGGGCUUCCGCCAGUCAACAAAUCCUCGCAGGAAAUAUCCGAAGAAGGAAAAGACAUGAUUCGACAACGAGCGCGAGGAUUUGAUCAGGGGUUUUUGAAGAAGGUUGGGUAUUUUGAGUGGUGCCAGUCGUAUCAAUCAUCAGCCGCGCCCAGAUGAGAAAUAUACUCAUAGCUCCUCUUCAUCUUGAUCGGCAUCGGCAGGGCCCUGAGCAGAGCGCAUCCAAGGGAAUUUCUUCCAGGGGUUCUGCAUGACUUCAUCGCCAUCGCUCCACUCAUCAGGGUCAGAAUCCCACUGCUCGUCGUCUGAGCCUCCACGACGGUAGCCAUAGGCGCCUCGACCAUACUCGUCGUCGGAUGCGACCUCGUCCUCAGGAUAGUCGGCGGCAUAGUACCCUUCGGCUGGAG
Messenger RNA from Aureobasidium pullulans EXF-150, 897 nucleotides. RefSeq lists its product as uncharacterized. The record is from RefSeq and is a predicted model, not a curated record. Lineage: Eukaryota; Fungi; Ascomycota; Dothideomycetes; Dothideales; Saccotheciaceae. The transcript has a single exon. The coding region runs from base 110 to 649 and encodes 179 amino acids.